Messenger RNA from Cladophialophora psammophila CBS 110553, 1290 nucleotides. RefSeq lists its product as uncharacterized. Bases 1 to 1290 code for a protein of 429 amino acids. The transcript is spliced from 2 exons. NCBI's taxonomy places the organism in Eukaryota, Fungi, Ascomycota, Eurotiomycetes, Chaetothyriales, Herpotrichiellaceae. The record is from RefSeq and is a predicted model, not a curated record.
AUGACCUUGUUCGAUAUGUUCGGCUUGGGUGCAGCUAUCACAAUCUUUGCCAUCAUAGGCCUGCGUUUCCUGGUCCACCCGCGAAGAAAGGCUGCCUUGCAAAUAUCAAAAGUGCUAUUGACGGAAAUUACCCUGGAAGGGCUCUUCGCCAAUGAAUUUCUCAAGGCCAUGGACAAGCAUCAACCAUUCGAGGAGUUUGAUUCAGAAGACGACUUUGAUUGUGAGAGCCGCAUGGAUGCAGAUGCCCGCAAAUAUAUAUGCCAUCCCGUCCCGGGAUUCAACGAGAUGACUCAUCCGUAUCCAGGCAUCGACUCGACCGAGAGCCUUGAAAGAUCCAACGAGGCGAGCCGAACACACACACCGAGCCGAAAACCACUGCCUUUCAAGGAAACCAAUUCGCCUGGUCGUCUGCGCCAAAUCUACGUCAAGUACCGUCCUGUCCGCAAAUUUGUCGAAGGCCGUGGAUUGAAAGGAAUGGUGAGGAACGUUGCCAGCUACCUUCAGACCGUCGGACACUGGGCGCUCGUCAUAGGUCCUUACACCUACGAUAUAUAUGAGAAGAACGGAUCUAUAUGUGUCUUCGUGGGAGAAUGGGAAGAGACACCGCCCGGGGAGGAGGACCGGAUCAAGAUGAAAGAGGUGGGAAAAACAGUUUGCACGGACGAAGAUAUUUGGAAGAUCGGUCAGUGUUACACCCUCCCUCCCCUUUACCCUCUCUUCGACAUGGAGGCAUGCCAAUACUUCACAGCACUGAUGGUUUACAUACGCAUGAAACGAGAGAAAUAUGACAUCGGCUUCAACAAUUGCCAGCGCUUUGUCCGCCUAUUCGCCCGCAGAAUUGCCAUUCCCGACCAGAGGUCUGUUAUUGACGUCUUGAUCACGAUGCAGCGAGUGUAUCGCAUGUUGCCCGCGUCCUUCUUCACUUCGGCUUACCAAUACAGCCGGUGCGCGGGGAGGGUGUGUCUGGACAUACUGCGGGAGUUCUUUUCGUCCGAGCUACUAGAGACCGCUUUCGAGCACAUCCGGCGGACCGCAAAGAUCAGCUUUCGCGCCGCCUUCUUCCUGCUCACCGCCGGUCUUCUGUUCGGGUUCCUCAACAUGGUGAGAGAGCUGAAGGGGUGGGAUGUCGUCGAGGACCGCUCCAAGUACGUUGAAUUAUUGGAGAGAUUUGGAUUCAAGGACGCCGAACUGCAGCAUAUCUGCCUGCGUGGGGCCUUUAAGGGUCCAAACGGGAUGAAGGAUUUCUUUCGCCAGGUCGUCUCUAAGCGGCGUCUCCUCGAGGGAGUAUAG